CGCCGGCACGCUUGCCCCGCCCCGGGCGGGGGUGGAGGGUGAGCGGUGGUUUCGCCCGGCGGCGGCCUGUGGGGGGAAGGAGUGGAGAGGGCCUUGGUCUGAGGUGGGGGCUUGACAGCUGGCGGCGGGGCAGGCGUGGGUCGUCCCCCGUGAGGCGAGAGGGUUGAGGGCGCCGUCUGCCUCAGGCGCUCGCCGCGGACGCUGCCUUCGCGCCCGGCUGUCGGCGGCGCCAUGUCGGCCGUCCCGAGGAGCUACAACCCGUUCGCCGAGGAGGACGAUGAGGAGGAGGAGGAGGUGGCGGCGCGGGGCAGCGGAGAGCGGCAGCGGUACCUGCAGCAGGAGGUGCUGCGCCGCUCCGCCGCCACCGCCGACAGCACCGCCCGCUCCCUCUCGCUCCUCUACGAGUCGGAGCGGAUCGGCGUGGCCGCCUCCGAGGAGCUCGUACGUCAAGGAGAGGCACUGAAGCGCACGGAACAGAUGGUAGAUAAAAUGGACCAGGACUUGAAGACUAGUCAAAGGCACAUAAAUAGCAUUAAAAGUGUUUGGGGGGGCUUGGUAAAUUACUUCAAAGCCAAACCUCCAGAGAGCAGACCAGAGCAGAAUGGAACCCCUGAAUAUUAUGCUAACAGUAGAUUGAAAGAAGCAAUGAUGUCUAGUAAAGAACAAGAGUCAAAAUACCAGGAAAGUCAUCCAAAUUUAAGGAAGCUAGAUAAUUCAGACAACAAUUUCAGCAAAGCAGAUUUAGUUUCUUCAGUGCAAGGGGAUUCCUAUCCGAAGAACCAACACCUGCGAGCUUACCACCAGAAAAUUGAUAGCAACUUGGAUGAGAUGUCUUCUGGAUUGAGUCGUCUGAAAAACCUAGCUCUUGGUCUGCAGACAGAAAUAGAUGAGCAAGAUGAUAUGCUGGAUCGGCUAACAAAAAAAGUGGAGACACUGGACGUCAAUAUUAAAAGUACUGAUAAAAAAGUCCGACAACUUUAAAGGCUUUUUAGAAAUAUUUUUGUCCAGCAUCAAUUCUUCUUGGAUGUCUUAUCUCAACUGAUCGCCUAAAACAAAAAAAUCUUGGACAGUGUCCAUUUCUCUUUUUUCUGAUAUGUUAUUGAUUUUGUUGUCAUUAAAAUGGCAUAAUCUUAAGUGCAGCAUAAUACAUUAUACUUCUUCCUAAUGAAUAUGGGAAAAGUGCAUGUUGAGUGAAAUCUCUCAGCGCUUGGUAAGUGGUUUUGUGCUGGAUACCCUGCUCAGCUGUAUAACUGUGCAUGAUGUGUGCGCAGGAAUUUGCAAUCUACAAAGCUCCAGUGUCCUUGGCCUGGUAGCUGCGAUGAGAAAAGUAACUGCAUUUUACCCCUGUUUUGGGGAGAGGGUAGGGGGAACAGAAUGUGCUGCUUUGCCCAGAGCAAAUGUUGCUGAUUCUGUUUACCUACAGCUAUUUUAAAUUCUGAAAAAAUGCUGAUUUCCAGCUGUAAAAAUAAUUCAAAGUGACUGUUCUCUGGUGUUUCUGGGGCUUAAGGAACGCACUGUUCUGUGGAAGUUGUGAAAUACCGGGGAUGUCAUGCAGUGAUGAUAAUACCCUGUGCACAUUCCCUUUCCUAAGAUGACUUUUGCCAAAUGUGGCUCCACAAAAUGCAGGGUUUAUGUUUGGGUCACUAAAUUCUAUCACCUUUAUAGCAUUUUCUGUAAAGAUCUCUAAGGGUGUCUUACAGUCAGCAAGAAGUGCUGAUUGACAGUGACCCCAAAAGUUUGGAUAACAAAAUCAGGACUUAAAUAUAUGUGCUCCUAAAGAUUCUUGUGUAGAAAUUGCUACAGUCUUGCUUUUUUAUUUCCUGCUUUUUCUCAGUUUAUUCAGUUAGGUGAUUAUUUGAAAAAGAACUUCCAUUUUAGAAACAGAGAGUUGGUCUGAUGCUGCACAGAUUGUAGGAGACUGUUCUUUAACGUUUAUUUCAGAUGUGAUAGGGAUUGAGUAGGUGCUGUGCUUUCCCAGGUAAUGACUGUUUUGAAGAAACUUAGCAGGUGUGAAAAGUUCCUGCGAAUAAAGAAAAGCUCAAUAACAUCUUUGAAUCUUCCAGAUAGAAGUUGGGCCUUCCAAUUUGCUUUAUUCUUUUGUAAGUAUCACUGUAGAACAAAAUGAUAACAAUUCUGCUCCUGCCUGAAGACAUGACAGUGAGAACUUGCUGUCUGUCAUGAAAACAAGUUAUUUCAGUUUGGAGAGGCCAAGGGACCUGUGUCAGUAUUGCAGCACUUGCUGUCACAAAUGACAAUGUGUGGCUAAGAAGAGAGAGUUGCUUUUUGAGCUGUAUCUUGGUAUUUUACCAAUUAAAGGAAGACCUUGGUGUUUAGGGCUAUCGAGCUUUUACCCCUCAUGAACAUCAUGUUCACACCCUCCCUUUUUCUUUUUUCAAGGAUUUGUUGCCUUGAGCUGGCUUGCUGCGAAGUACAUGCCAUUGUUAAGGAGAUAAAACUUGAGUCUUGUUUUACUGUGUCUCCUGAAAGUUCACUUGUAGAAAAAUGAAUCACUAAAAAAGCUAUACUUCUUGGACAUAAUAUUAUGGAAAAAUAUUAUUCCUGGGAUUACUAGCAGAGUAGAGUUGUGAAUUAAUUUGAGGUGAGCUUCUGUUUCCCCUUAUGUUACUGAUGUCAUUGAUUUCAGUCCCUAAAAAGAAAUGUGGUUUCCAGGGACAUAAAACUUCAAGAGAUAUUGAGUACCUUUAAUUGUUUUUUAAUUUUCACUUUGUGCCAUUUACGUUCAUUUGGAACUGUGAAAAAACUUAUUAAUAACAAUGUAUCAUCUUAACUUUUUGGGUAUAUACCAUAAUUAAUUCUCUGUUACUCUGUUAGAAUAUUUAUGAAUUAUAUAAUUUGAUGUCUCAACAUGGUUGAUGCAUUUAUUUAGUAAAUGAUACAAUCAUUAGUUUUCAAAACGUUAAGUAUCUUAGUGAACGAAGAUUGAGAUUUUCAUUAGACCUACUUUAGUUUCUUAUUUCACUCUUCCCUUUUAAUAAAAAGGGUGAAAAGACUUGCAUUUUUUUCUUAUCCCAAUGCUGGUUAACAGAAACACACCUUAGAAAGGCUGUAUAAAUUCUCUCCAGACAGAGAAUGAAAAAAAAAUGGCAUAGUAACACUCCUUUUACUGUGAGAUCUGCCUUCACCUGAAUGCAACUGUUUCACAACUAAAUUUUUUGCGGAGUAAGAAUUUAACUAGGGAGUACGCUGAGACUUUCUCAACUAGGGUAUGGCUAAUGGAGCAAAAAUGUAGCUGUAGUUGUGUUACGUGUAAUAAGAAAUGUGGAGCUUGGAUUCAAACAAAAAUUUUUGUUGAUUUAAGAGUGAAGUGUGUUGCCUUUCUGAUGUAAACUAUUCAAUUUUUUAGUCUCAAUUAUUUCACAAAAUGAACUGAAGUUUUUGGUCGACUGUUCAGUUGUAUUAGCCUUAUGAAAUGUUUAUUGCAUCCUGGAUAUCUUUGCCUUUUAAACACAGGCAGGAAAGGUGGAUUAAAAAAAAUAACCCCCUAUUUCUGCUUUGUGAACCUCAUGAUCCAAGCAGACUAGAACACCUGCAUCUCAGCCAUGUGGAAGUCAUGCAGAGGUCUAACUUCUCAUCUCUUCUAAGAAUCCCAUUCAUUGCCUCAGUAAUGUAUGUCUGUCUUUGCUUAGGCUUUCCUGCUCAAUUUAUUUUUUUUUUUGGUAUUUUUUAAUGGCCUUGUUUUAAAGGAUUAUUUCCCACAUCUGAUUUCUUUUGUGGGGAAAAAAAGAUGGUGUAUGGGAGUAAAUUCAUUCCUGUGACAAACUGAAUUCCCAUUCUUGCCUUUCAUACGGGUGAUUUAUGUUGAUGAAGAACUUAAGUGUAACUGACAUGAAGAGACCACACUAUUUUGUAAUAGUGAUGAAUUUUUUUGCUCCUUAGAGUAACUUUCCUGCAGAAAGGGGAAAUUUAAAGGAAACAAAAAAUAAACCACCACAUGAUUUUUGCCGGUCCAGGAAAUGUCAUUUUGCAUGUGUUAUGAAGGACUUAGUUCAGUAGCUUUUCUUACUACUUCCUGAGAGAAUUUUAUUUCUUGGAUACUGUUGAAAAACUUACUUCGUGUAGGGUAUAGGACUUUCAGAAGAAAUUUAAUUUGCACUCAAGCGCUAACUUGGUAAGUUAAAUGAUAUUGCCUAAAUACUCAUGUUGGUGUAGAAACUGGUGUCAUUGCAGCAAAAUACCUCUGUUAAUUUUAUUGUCUUGAGUAGAAGUUGAAGGUCAGAAGAUGAUAGAAAAAAAUAUUUUGUGUUCUUUGCACAAGGCAUUUUCUUGUUUCUCAAAAAGUUUGCUAAUACAUUUUGAAGAGGUUUUAAACACUAGAAAGUAGCAUACCCUGCGUACAUAAGACUAAAAACAGCAAGGAAAAAAAACUAGUGUCUGACUACUAGAUGCCUAGGUGUAUUUGCUUUUUAAAUUUCCUGAGCAUUGAAUUAAAUAUUGUAACAAGUGAUGCGUAGCUGAAUUUUAGUCUGUACUACAAAGAUCUGUUGCUGUGCUGAACUCUGUUGGCCUACAGAAGUUGCUGGGGGCACUACAUGGUGCCACGGGUUUUCUAAUGUGUGAAACUCAUCUGAAAUAUUUUGCUGCUUAGUAGUUUUUGUGAAGUGAUAUCAUUUGUUAAAUGGUAAAAUAGAAAAUACUUUCCAACCACUCUGCCUUCUGAACAAACAGAUUUUUGUAGGCAUUUUUACAAGCAUAACAUACAGAGGAUAUGUGUUAAUUUUUACUUUGAAAUAUAUGGGGCUUAAUUUUCAAAAUCACAGGUAGUGAUUAUUUGUGUCUAUGGCUUUUUUAAAUAGUACUUUAAUUCUGUGCCACCCAAGUGUAACAAUUUUAUACUAGUCAAAUUGAAAUAUCUAUUUCUUUUAUUUAAGUGCUAAACUGGAUUGUAGUAUGGUAAUUUAAGAAAUUGAAUGAAAUGAAUGUUGAAUGGUAAGAUGGUGAAUAAAGGUGCUUAUAAAUGGA
This is a messenger RNA of Falco peregrinus (peregrine falcon), 4980 nucleotides long. It is a transcript of the gene SNAP29, whose product is annotated as synaptosome associated protein 29. The record is from RefSeq and is a predicted model, not a curated record. Gene Ontology annotation, biological process: exocytosis; synaptic vesicle fusion to presynaptic active zone membrane; synaptic vesicle priming. Gene Ontology annotation, molecular function: syntaxin binding; SNAP receptor activity. The coding region runs from base 232 to 981 and encodes 249 amino acids. The transcript has 5 exons. Gene Ontology annotation, cellular component: plasma membrane; SNARE complex. NCBI's taxonomy places the organism in Eukaryota, Metazoa, Chordata, Aves, Falconiformes, Falconidae.